Messenger RNA from Pongo pygmaeus (Bornean orangutan), 2884 nucleotides. RefSeq lists its product as uncharacterized. Lineage: Eukaryota; Metazoa; Chordata; Mammalia; Primates; Hominidae. The record is from RefSeq and is a predicted model, not a curated record. The coding region runs from base 1 to 732 and encodes 243 amino acids. The transcript is spliced from 3 exons.
AUGACUUUGAUAUACAAACUAAUCAAUCCAGAGCCAUACCUCCUCUAUCUGGCCCUUACACACACGACGAACUCCUGGAGCCCAAGGUCGGCCGGGGUUGGGUUCCUGUUGCCGCACGCGUGGCCCGCCCGAAACCCGCUACAAAGUAGCGGCGUGUCCGCCCUAGGGAGGCAAAGCGCAAACUUGUUACGGCGCCCGGACCCGCCCCGGGAUUCUCCCAGCGGCUCCGCAGGACGCAGCGCCUGUGCCUCGCGCGGCCCUGGGACUGGCACGGCCGUCCGCCCCCUGGGCCACCGAGGGCUGCUCUACCCCUCCGUUCUGGCCGCGGGCAACAGAGGAGCUCGGGGCGGGCAAAGCUCGAGGGGACACGGGUCGAGCCCAGACCCUGCCUGGGAGCCCUCCCCGCCGGAAACCAAAGGGCAGAAACGCACUCACAGUGCAACUCCGAGGGACAAACUGGCCGACGAUCGCCGCCAGGCCAGAGGACCAAGAGGAAGGCGCGCGGCGGGAACUGAAGUCUGGCUUCCUAGGUCUGGCUUCCUAGGUCUGGCGGGUGAGACACAAGGCGAGCCUGCACGAAGCAUCCUUCGAACCUCAGGUACCCUGGGCAGGAGAAUCGGCUUCUUCAGGCACCCUGCUGGGCGUUGGCCCUCGUCGAUCUGGUUCUCUCAGCCCCUCGGUUUCUCCCCUGGGGAGCCUUCGCGAUUACCCUCUCCUCCCCUUGGCGCCUAGGCUCUCAGUCACGCCACCGCCUAGAGCCCUGAGCUGCUAUUUAUGCAGCGUUUUUAUUCACUUAGGUAUUCAGCACGGCUUCAUCAGGUGUGUACUCUGUGCCAGGCAAUCUUCUAAUCCUUAAAUGGACGAAAUAAAGGCCUCCCUUGGACUGACAUUUUUAAUGGAGAACAAAAACUCAUAAUGAAAUAUAAAAAUAUUAAGGUUAUAAGAGCUAAGGGAAAAAACAUGUGUUACAACUUGAAAAUACAAAAAUAGCAAAUCAUCUUUCUCUGUGAACGAAUGAAACCCCUCUGAUUGUAAGAAACAAAGAAACAAAACUCAUCAUGACUGGUGUUCUGCAGUCUUUGGAAAAUACGUUUUACUGUAGAAAUGACUAAAUGCGAUGAAAGACUCUUUACCAGAAGCAGUGGCUGGUUGGCGCCUGUAUGCCUGAGGAGCACCCUAUUUUGGUCCAUGUUUGAUAAAGCAGAAGAGACCUAAAGAUACAAGGGGCGGCCGGGCGCGGUGGCUCACGCCUGUAAUCCCAGCACUUUGGGAGGCCGAGGUGGGCAGAUCAUCUGAGAUCGGGAGUUCGAGACCAACCCGACCAACAUGGAGAAACCCCGUCUAUACUAAACAUACAAAAUUAGCCGGUCAUAGUGGCGCAUGCCUGUAAUGCCAGCUACUCGGGAGGCUGAGGCAGGAAAAUCGCUUGAGGCAGAGGUUGCAGUGAACCGAGACUGCGCUAUUGCACUCCAGCCUGGGCAACAAGAGCCAAACUCUGUCUCAAAAACAAACAAACAAACAAACAAAACGACAAGGGCCAUCGCUCUGGGGCGUGGAACACGUGGUCCGCAGUUGGGAUACUAACUGUUGUAUGGGUGGGGGAGUGGUCCUCAAACCCUGGAGCUUCUCAGUCCCUGCCUCUUUCAACCUCUAAAUGGGCCCACUGCUUUUCCCUUCCCACUGUUCUGCUGGCUGGAGCACCCCCAACACCAGCAGCGCUGCUCCCAACCCUCUGGUCUGGGCUCUGCCAACCCCACGGGUCUAAGCUCUCCCCAGGCCAUUAUUUUUUGUCUCCUCUUUCUUCAUUGAGGUCCUCUCUCUGUCUUUUGCUCUUGUGCCUGGCUCAAGACAUGGGUUUAACCACUGUUUAUACUACCCCUUACUAAUGUUGACUCACUACCCCAUAUCUUUUUCUUUUUUCUUUUCCAAGUAGCACUCUUUGAGAUGUCUUUUACUGAUGUUUCUUUGCACGUUGUUUUUACAUGCAUUACAGUGUAAUGAACAUAUCCAUCCACUGAAAUAACAUUAUUCUCAACUACGCAAAAGCAAGCAAUACUCUUAGAAGAAUCCUUUCUGCAUAUGUCUUUAGACACUUUUACAUUCAUAACACUGUGGUCACUACCCCAUUUCUAUGUUUAAGUAACUUGACUUUUUCUCCUCCCUUUCUCUACCAAUUAAAUUCACAUUUUAUUUUACCGCAAGCUACUUUUACCUAGUAGAGUGUCUAUGUUUUUCUGUAAGAUUGAGUAAGGCCAGAGAUGAGGAGAAUAGUGAUUGUGAAGUAAAAUGAAAGAUAUACUCAAUUCUUGGGAGCAAUAGCCUGGUUGUUGGGAUAUGUUUAUUCAUUUAUAAAACUAAUGAGAACCUACCAUAUGUCAAGCACUGUAGUAGACCUGAGAGACAAUAGUGAAUAAAACCCCAAAUCAAGGACCUUGCCCUUGUGGAACUUUUAGUAUAGUAUAUAGAACAGACAUUGAUACACGAAUCAUGUAAAAAUGUAAAAUUACCACUUAAGAGCUGGAGUGGUGGUGUCAGGGACCUAGCUGUGAGUUUGAGGGAAGGAUGAUUAAGCACAAAAUUGAAGAUCAUUUUAUAAAGCAAAAGAGUGGAGCUUGGGGUAUAGAUAGAGGAAAGAGGAUGUACAGUGUGUGUGCAGGGCUGCCGUGACUUUCUACACAAAAAGCCAAGGGGUGAGGUGGGGUGGAGAGAGAUAUAGGAUAAGGCAUGAUAUAAUCUGGGCUACAGAGGGGCUGUGGCUGGAGAUGCUGGUGACUGCCAGACCAUGCUGGAUUUUGUAGACCAUGUUUAAAAUGUCCAUAAAUGAUGCUCAUUAAUAAUGUGUUGUAUAAAUGCAUGUCAAUAAAAGUUGAUGUUUGCAAGACCA